Molecule: messenger RNA, 5709 nt
Organism: Mytilus californianus (California mussel)
Lineage: Eukaryota; Metazoa; Mollusca; Bivalvia; Mytilida; Mytilidae
Exons: 6
Coding region: 162-1004 (280 amino acids)
Biological process (GO): negative regulation of circadian rhythm; negative regulation of DNA-templated transcription
Cellular component (GO): nucleus
Source: RefSeq, a predicted model, not a curated record
CUGACUUUUUCCGAUAAAUGACGGAGACAAGACUAGAGAGAUACGAACGAGUGAUUGUAAAAUAAAACGCACUUGAAUCUAUUGUGAUUGACUCCAGAAACAGCAGCUUUCAUAGACCACAGUUGGAUGUGAUUUACACUAAAAUAGUAAAAUGUUAGAUUAUGGAAAGAAAUUCCCCCAGUUCUUGCUCUAAAGAAGGAAGUAAAACCUCUACAUUAUUAACAUUGAUGAGGAAGAAUCCUAGUGGUCAAACAAGUGUUCUUCAUCACAAACUUCAAAAGGCUGACGAGAUAAAAAUCCAGACAGUAACAGAAACUUCAGCAUCAUUAAAGGGGUUGAAGAACAGUUCCAGUUGUCCAACUGAUUUUCCAACACUGAAAGAACAAAAGGCAGAAAAGGCAAAAAUCCAGACAGAUCAGUCAGAUGUUUUGACAUGUGCCAGCUUAACGACUAAAAAGAAAUCUUCAGCAGAUCAUAGUAUUCUUCAAGCUCAGCUUAUAUCAAAACCUUGGCGUAGUAGUUUAAGUUCUAAUGGCUUCUAUCCUACAAUGGAUCAACAAGGAGUUUCAUCACCAAUAAGUAGUUCUUGCGUUGCUAGUGUUACCAAUACUAAUUACUAUACUAAUGAUCAAAUUAUAAGCCUCCAGAGUGGUUCAAGAAAACAUUCCUUCCAACAACUUGACAAUUUCAAUACUACAACUCCAGAAAAAAUUCGCAAGAUGUCUGAGGAAAAUAUGGAAAAGUACUCUGGGGUAGAUAUGAAGUCUCCACCUGAUGGAUUGAAAGCAAAAAGAUAUAACAAAACAGCAGAGGCACUUAAAAUGUCAGGUUUAAUGGACAUUACAAUGAAAACUGCUGACCUGCUGAAAAAGAAUAAACAAUUACAAUCUGAAAUGGACAGUCUUAAAAAGGAUUCAAGCAAUUUUUUACAAAGUGUUUUAGAAAAUCCAGAAAAUCAUCACAUCAGGGAUACUUACUUUCCACAGUUAACAACAAAAUCCUAAUAAAUACUUUACCUUUUAUAUUUGGUACCUAAUUCGUGUUUUGUAAUUCAUGACUGCUCUAUAUAUUUAUGUAUUAAAUUGGAGAGAAUUUUGUGAGGAAGACAUAUAUGUUUUCAGCCUUUACUAAAUUUUGUGAGGAAGACAUAUAUGUUUUCAGCCUUUACUAAAUUUUGUGAGGAAGACAUAUAUGUUUUCAGCCUUUACUAAAUUUUGUGAGGAAGACAUAUAUGUUUUCAGCCUUUACUAAAUUUUGUGAGGAAGACAUAUAUGUUUUCAGCCUUUACUAAAAGAGAAAUGUAAUGAUGUUACAAAUUUUAUUUGAGUGUUACAAAAAAGGAGAAAUAAAGGGAGCGUCAAUGAAUAUGAAUUUGAAAAGUGAUUAAACUAUAAAUGAAUUGUUUAAGCUUGAACUGUGCAUAUUUUGCUUUUGUAUCAGAAACAUGUGACAUAAUUAUAGUCUUAGUACAACAAUAUAAAGGAAUAUAAAAACUGGCUCUCACACACAAACAAAUCUUUUCACUUUAUCAUACAUCUAUUCAACAUGAAGAUGACAAAGGACUUAUUCUAAUAUUAUAGAAUAUAUUAAAAUAUCAGAAAAUGAUCUGAAAUAUUUUUGAUAGUUUCUAGAACCAUUUUGACAAACCUCUAUCACAGUUUCGCAAAGUUGUAAUUAAAUAUAUUAAAAACAAUAUUUACCUCUUUUCUUUUAUUAAUCUUAAACAAUCUUAUUGAUGGAAUAUUUGUUUUCAAUUUCACAAGUAUAUUUAUCAAGUUAGAGAAACAGUAUAAAGAAGUAUAAUUGUUAUUGCUUAAACUUUUUCUUAUCAUUUUAUUUAGAUAUGAAAUAUUGUUUCAGUAGAUUGUCUGUUCAUUUAUACUAGACUAUCUUCCUCUCAAGUAACAUUUGAUAUUUCUCCUGUCCACUUUGGGAAUAGGCUUUGAUUAUGUAUUUGAUUUUGUGUCUUGCUCGAAGAAGAAGAAGUCGAAAAAGCAAGACUAAGACCUGGUGUUUCUGGUGGCUGCAGCAUCGACAAUGUAUUAGUUGUGAUUUAAGGUGAAACACAAAUGGUAGGCCAAUGAUAUUUGGUAUUCAUAUUCAGUUGUAUAAGAAUUGACACAUCUCAUUUCCAUAGGGAUUAUUCAGCACAGCCCUCAGUCACGGUUUAUUGACUUUGAAAGUUUUGCUUAAGUUACAUGUUAAAGUUUUUGAUUAGGUAAAUUUAAGAUGACAGAGACACCUAUUGUGUAAAAGACAAUAAUAUUUGGUAUGCAGUUGUAUUAGUUUUCACACAUCUCGUUUCCAUGGAGAUUAUAUGGCCUUGUUCCAUCAUCAUGGUAACUUUUGCAUCGUUUACAUAUUACAUUUUGUAUUUAGGUCUGUUUUAAGGGAACCACUAAUAAUAAGUCAAUGGUAUUUAGUAUGCAGUUGUAGUAGCAUUGGCAUAUCUCAUUUCCAAGAAGGAUAUUUGGCCCUGUCAUUUAGUCUGGUUCAUUGACCAUGUUGACUAUGAAUGUUUUGCAUGGUUUACAAGUAUUGCCAUUUUAAGUUCGACAUUAGCAUUUUCUUAUCAAAAUUACAUAAAGGCGAGACACAUCUCUGUGUCAGCAGUGUAUUAUAACUACUUGCUUCUUUUCAUCAGAUUUAUUGUAGGUAAUAUAAAUAGUUUCUUACAUAAAAUGGCUUGAAAACAUAUCUUUACAUAUAGGGGAGUUUAUUUGUUGGUUUUAUGUGCUUUUUCUUAACCUUGUUUUGUUGUAUUUGUAAAAAUCUGGACAAGAUACAGAAUUAUUGUGAAAUUUUGAUUCUUAUCACAUAUUCUGGUGCUAUUUUGAUGGAGGUAUACCUGUCAUGGUACUUCUUGUGCUAUUGUGGUGAGGGUAUACUUAUGUAUCAUUGUACUAAAUACAUUUUAUGCUACCAUUUAUAAUUAUCACAAUGAUUAUAUGUAAUUGUAAAAUUAUAUGACAUUACUUACUUAUAUCCUGCAAUAAACCAUUUUACUAUACAAUUGCAAAUGUAUAUUGAUAAACCAAAACAAUAUACACAUAGUAUACAUAUGUUGCUUCCUGCUAUUCUGCUUCUUUCAGAGUGAAUAGUUACCAUUCAAAUUACGGUUUGCGUUCCAGUUUCUUUUUAUGUCCUUUAAUCAAUGUAAAUGUCUACAAGGACUGAGAAUUUUUAAAAAGGGAACAUUUAAGCAUCAAAGUUAGAUUGCAGAAUAUCAACAAUAUUCAUACAUUGUCAAAACAAAAAUGAUUUUUACUAGCUAUGAAACAGUAGAAAAGCUCAGCGGGCCUGUGUGUUUUCCAUUUCUGAGGCUCUUUGAAAACAAAAUAUUAUUUUAAACAAUGUACAUAUAUUAUAUAUAUAAUAAUUUAUUAGCUAAGCACUGUAAACUCAGAAAUUAUUGCGUGCGACUUUUGGAGAAUGGACAAAAAUGCGAGAUUAAUUAUAUUGGGAUUUCAGGAAAAUCUGCAUAUAGAUAUAUGUAUCAGAUAUCAGAAUGCAAGUUCUUAUAGUUAUGAUACUCACCAAGUUGCAUUAUUGGCCAUAAUAAAAACCUCUCAGUAGUUUCUGAAUUUAUAGUAUAGUACAUGCUAAAGAAUUUGAUAGAGUGAAACUUGUGGAAACAAAACCCUGAAUAAACAGGAAAUCUACAUUAUGUUAACCAACUGUGUGAUCCAAAUAAGAAUUCAGAUGAACUAAAAUUUGUAAGGAAGGGUUACAGAGGUUACAACAAAAAAGGAAAAUGCAGUUCUUACAUGAAUUUCACAAAUUUGUAUGCAAUUUCUUUAUCUGUAAAUCUUGAGGUGUUCUCACUAGAUCUGCCACUGAAUUUCAUUUGCAAAGAGGUCAACUUUGACUACCUGUAAUUUUACAAGGUGUUACAUUAAUUUUCAUUUAUAGAAGUUUCUCUGUCACAAAUUUUUAUUGCAAAUAAAAAAUAUGAGAGAAAUAAUUGAAGAAAUAUCUUGAAUACAUCCUUCAUAAAUUGUAAAGAAUGUAAGAUAUGCACUUUAUUCUGUGUACUUUAUGUUAUGCAUAAGAAUCAGAAUUGGAGGUAACUGACCCUUAGAGUUGUAUGAGCUAUUGGCAUCAGUUUUCCUCAGUCAUCCUUUGUUAACUAGGUUUUAUGACUCUGCCGCAGCAGAGGGGGGAUUAAGUGUUACCCUUGCAAAGUAUGUGAAAUUUGGGUUUAUUCAGAAUUGGAGGAAAUUUUGUAUGCACAUAGAAUUUUAUUGUGUCAAUCUUUAAGGCUAAUUCAGAAUAACAAUUAAAAUAUGUUAUGAUUAGUUUAGAGCAUUUUCUAUGGUAUUUUGGACAUUUAUUGACUUUUGAUGGUAGUUUCUGGUGAAUUUCUAACUAAUCUAGGUACUCUUAUGCUCCAAUGAAGGCACAAGGGGGAACACAAAGCGAAAGUUGUUUUGGGAAAAAUGCUUUGAAAGUCCAGGUAAAGUAUUAUCGUUUUCAUAGCAGAGUGGACGAGACUAUUUCGUGGAGCGCUCAAGUCUCCCAUUUACUGGGUUAGAUUAGGUGAACGUUCGUCUGUAACACCUACUUAUCACUUCGUAUUUAUUAUAGACAUUUAAACUGUGGGGUCACCAAAGGUUCUCAACGUCUAAAUCAAAUAAUUCGAAAAACUAGUACAGGCAUAGCCUUUGUGUUUUGAUUAAUAUUGAAUACUUAAACAGUCUUUACUUGUGUUUUUGUUAUGUUUUGAUAAACAAUUUUUAUGAUAUUGCACGUUCAUUAAACAUAAAAAUUAAUUUAACUAGCUUUACAAGUUACAAUGUAUGUGUUGGCUAUUAUCUUUCGGACGUCAAAGCGAUUAACCAAUUGCUAUUGUCUAAAUUCUAUACAACCGCAAAAAAUUUUGCGCUUGUAUAUUGGUAUCACAUCGGCAUCUUCGUCGUCCGAAAACGUUUGGCUUCCGGACAAUAACUUUAGUAUAAGUAAAUAGAAAUCUAUGAAAUUUAAACACAAGGUUUAAAACCACAAAAGGAAGGUUGGGAUUGAUUUUGGGGGUUAUGGUCCCAACAGUUUAGGAAUAAGGGGCCAAAAAGGGGCCCAAAUAAGCAUUUUUCUAGUUUCCAGACAAUAACUUGUGGAACAGUGUAUAGAUCUCUCUGAAAUUAUACCACAAGUUUCCAUACAACAAAGGGAUGGUUAGGAUUGGCUUUGGGGGGUAUUACAAUUUUUCAUGCUAUUAGUAUUACAAUUUUUUUCAUAUGCUGAAUCUAACUGUGUAUUUGGUUGUUGGGCCCAUUUUCUAAUUGGUCCAAAUUUUGGUCCUAAUGGUAUAAAAUUUGUUUUGUUUGAUUUAAUAAACAUUAAAUAAAAUUUAAAAGAUAAUAAUUACAAUGUUAUAUUUGAAUUACCUCCCUUACAUUGCUUUUACUUUAUGUAAAGUUGUCAGCUAGUUCUAGUAUGAAUUAUUUUUUAUCUGUUUCUAGAAACAUCAAAUACUGUGAUGGAAGUAUAUAUAAUAUAAUAAUAGUGUAUAUCAAAGGGUUCAGUGGUAAUAACUUUUCAUAUUCAGAAUUGUUUAUUUGUGAUCAAUAUCAUUUGUUUGGGUUUUUUUAGCAUUAAGAGUUACUUCCAUUACAAUGGUUUUGUUAUAAAGAAAUGUUGUAUUGUCUUGAGGUGAUUAGCUGUCAAUUUAUUUUUAGAAGUUACUAUUAAAUGCUGAUGAAGGUAUAUUAA